Messenger RNA from Propithecus coquereli (Coquerel's sifaka), 3108 nucleotides. RefSeq names its product poly(A) polymerase gamma (gene PAPOLG). Bases 98 to 2059 code for a protein of 653 amino acids. Gene Ontology annotation, molecular function: RNA binding; poly(A) RNA polymerase activity. The transcript has 19 exons. Gene Ontology annotation, cellular component: nucleus. The record is from RefSeq and is a predicted model, not a curated record. Lineage: Eukaryota; Metazoa; Chordata; Mammalia; Primates; Indriidae.
UACAAGCGACCUGAGGAAAGUGGACAGGGAGAAGGGAGCGGCAACAACAGGACUCCAGAGCGAAAGACACUCGCUGGAGAGGGAGACGCAGGAAGCGAUGAAAGAGAUGUCUGCAAACACGGCGCUGGACAGCCAGCGUCAGCAAAAGCAUUAUGGAAUUACCUCUCCAAUUAGUUUGGCAUGUCCUAAAGAAAUUGAUCAUAUUUACACACAGAAAUUAAUUGACGCCAUGAAACCAUUUGGAGUGUUUGAAGAUGAGGAAGAAUUGAACCACAGAUUGGUUGUUCUUGGUAAAUUGAACAAUUUAGUAAAAGAAUGGAUUUCUGAUGUCAGUGAGAGUAAGAAUCUCCCACCUUCUGUUGUGGCUACUGUUGGUGGUAAAAUUUUCACAUUUGGAUCCUAUAGGCUUGGAGUACACACCAAAGGAGCUGACAUUGAUGCACUUUGUGUAGCUCCAAGACACGUGGAGAGAUCUGAUUUUUUUCAGUCUUUUUUUGAAAAAUUGAAACAUCAAGAUGGCAUUAGAAACUUAAGAGCUGUAGAAGAUGCCUUUGUACCUGUUAUAAAAUUUGAAUUUGAUGGUAUUGAAAUUGAUCUAGUCUUUGCAAGAUUGGCAAUACAGACCAUAUCAGAUAAUUUAGAUCUGAGGGACGACUCUCGCCUGAGAAGCCUUGACAUAAGAUGUAUUCGCAGCUUAAAUGGUUGUAGAGUUACUGAUGAAAUUUUACAUUUAGUGCCAAAUAAAGAAACUUUUAGACUCACCCUAAGAGCAGUCAAAUUAUGGGCAAAACGGCGUGGUAUUUAUUCCAACAUGCUGGGAUUCCUUGGUGGUGUCUCCUGGGCAAUGCUGGUUGCAAGAACUUGCCAAUUAUAUCCAAAUGCAGCAGCCUCUACUUUAGUUCAUAAGUUCUUUUUAGUUUUUUCCAAGUGGGAAUGGCCAAACCCUGUGCUGCUGAAGCAACCAGAAGAAAGCAAUUUGAAUUUGCCUGUCUGGGAUCCUCGGGUAAAUCCAUCAGAUAGGUAUCAUCUCAUGCCCAUAAUCACCCCUGCCUACCCACAACAGAAUUCUACGUAUAAUGUGUCCACAUCAACUCGAACAGUAAUGGUAGAAGAAUUUAAACAAGGUCUGGCAGUCACAGAUGAAAUUCUUCAAGGGAAAUCAGACUGGUCCAAACUACUUGAGCCACCAAAUUUCUUUCAAAAGUAUAGACAUUAUAUAGUAUUGACUGCUAGCGCGUCAACAGAAGAAAACCAUCUAGAGUGGUACAACAAUUACGUAUCAAUGUGGUUCCUCGGAAUAAUUUUUCGGAGAGUAGAAAAUGCAGAAAGUGUCAACAUAGACUUGACAUAUGAUAUACAGUCAUUUACUGAUACAGUGUACAGACAAGCAAACAAUAUAAACAUGCUAAAGGAGGGAAUGAAAAUUGAAGCAACUCAUGUAAAGAAAAAACAACUUCAUCACUACCUUCCCGCAGAGAUUCUUCAAAAGAAGAAAAAGCAAAGUCUCUCUGAUGUCAAUCGAAGUUCAGGCGGACUUCCAUCCAAAAGAUCAUCUCUGGAUAGCAAUUGUCUGGAUAGCUCCAGAGACACUGAUAAUGGAACACCUUUUAAUUCCCCAGUGUCUACAAACAAAUCUUCCAAGCCUGAUAACCCUCCUGCCGGAGAAGUGGAAAGGAGUAGUGCUGAACCUACUGCUAUAAUUGUGGAGAAGCCACAGAGUGUCCCACCAGCACAAGGGCUGUCCAUUCCAGUCAUUGGUGCAAAAGUUGACUCUACAGUAAAAGCUGUAUCACCCCCAGCAGUGUGCACCAUUCCUACUGUAGUAGGACGAAAUGUCAUUCCUAGAAUUGCAACACCCCACAACCCUGCCCAGGGACAACCACAUCUGAAUGGAAUGUCAAACAUAACUAAGAAUGUUACGCCCAAGAGAUCCCAUUCCCCAUCCAUAGAUGGGUCUUCUAGACUGCCCAGUAAAGAAUUACCAGAUUCAUCAUCACCAGUUCCAGCAAAUAACAUCCGUGUCAUCAAAAAUUCCAUUCGACUGACCCUUAAUCGGUAAAAGCAGUGCCUCCUCACUUAAGUGAACAAGCUAUCAUUUAGUGGCAUAGAUGCAGCCACUCUUUUUCAGAUAGAAGUGGCUGUCACACACAAAACCAGGUGAAAGUUACAGUCAUCAGCCUAAUGACCUUGAAGUGGUUUUGAACUCUCACACUUUGACCUACAGAUGCUGUAGCAUUCUCUCACUGAUUGCUAUAUACACUUCUGAAGAUCACCUACUAUCAAAUUGUCAUCUACAGUAUUAUGGCUUUGCAUUUGGAGGUUUUACUGCCUUAACUUUCAAUGCUUGUUUCUCUGUUAUGGGAACCAGUUCUUGGCCACUUGGACACCGAUAAAACAAGUCUUGAACUCUUUUUUUUUUUUUUUUUUUAAGUCUUAUGUUGUAAUCAUUGUAUAGAGCUGAAAAUGUUGAAAAAAAAAAAAUUGUCUUGUAAUUUUCCAAAUGUUAACAUUUACUUUCACAUUGAAGCCACUUUGUGAAACCUGAGAUAAAUGAAUGUGAGGUAUCUUUUCUGCUUUCCUCAUUUGUGUAGAUGUACUGUCCUGUUGAUUUAAAUUAUUUUUUUUCCAGAUUGGCACAUGGAAUAUUUAAACUUUUAUUUUUUUGUGCCUUUCUGUCCAAAUGUUGCAUAGUUACCAGGGAGGAUUAGUCCAGUGAUUACAUAAGAGUUGGGCACCAUAAAUUCUCUAUAUUUUGCCUCCCAUGGAGGCCUUUGACAUGCAUCUUUAUUAAAAAUCAAAAUAGAACCAGGAUACUGAAAGUCAGUAUAUGAAUGGUGAAAUUGUUACAUAUCCUAUCUCAUGCCAUUCUUGUUAGUUGACUGGUAUUUUUUACUGAGGAGCAACUCAUUGCAGCAUCAACAAUAAGAUACCUUUAAGUAUGGCAAACUUGUAUUUUUGAGGUGUAAAAUUAACUUGGCAUGAUAACUCCUGACCAUUAUUUACCCCACAACUUCAAACAGUUUCUUCACAGACUAGGCAUGCAGAAAUAAGCAGUGGAUUUUAUUGAAACCUAAAGGCAUUUUUGAAUGACAUCGUUACCAACCAUUA